Molecule: messenger RNA, 2373 nt
Organism: Histoplasma mississippiense
Lineage: Eukaryota; Fungi; Ascomycota; Eurotiomycetes; Onygenales; Ajellomycetaceae
Exons: 1
Coding region: 1-2373 (790 amino acids)
Biological process (GO): DNA integration
Molecular function (GO): nucleic acid binding
Source: RefSeq, a predicted model, not a curated record
AUGGCCAAAUCUUACAAUUACGGGGACGCAAUGUCGACAAUCGCGGGGAAACCUAACGAUCAACCUAGCGAUCGCAACCCCCUGACAAGAACACUCAUGGAAUGGCACGUCACACUAGGGCAUAUCCACACUGGCGCGAUCAUUGCACUAGCGAAGGACCCAUCAUCCGGCAUCCGCAUCAAAGGAUCUAAAACAGGCUUCUUCUGCGAUAGCUGCGUCAAAGCAGGCAUGACACGCAAGUUCUCGCAAACUCCCAUGCCACGAGCGUUGCGAGCAAUGCAACGUGUUCAUAUCGACCUUGCUGGCGGUGGUCGUACGCUGGAUGAUAUGUCCGAUUACCCUAUCGAAUCUCGUCAAGGGACCAAAUAUUAUAUGCUCAUCACCGAUGACGCCACCCGCUACAGGUGGAUCUAUUUUUUACAUACCAAGGACCAAGCUGUCGAAAUUUACGCUCACUGGGUCCAAUUCAUGAAAAAUCUCGGCUUCACGCCACCGGCGCUAGUUAGGACUGAUAUCGAUGGUGUCUUUCGAUCUAACAAGAUGACAACAAUGAUGACCAAAGAUGGCACUAUCUGGGAACCUACUACGCCCCAAUCUCCCCACCAAGAUGGUGUUUCUGAGAGAGGAAUCCGUACGAUAAUGACGCGCGCAAGGGCAGUGCUUUUAGGCAUGAAUAUACCGAAGAAGUUCUGGGCAGACGUUCUCGAAACGGUGGUUGCAAUUACCAACAACACACCAACAUCUACCACCCUGUAUAAUGAGAAAUACUGGCCUACCAACAACGCCGACGAAGCACCUGCGCGAUGCCCCUAUACGGUCCCAUUCUCAGCACUAACCAACGCCCCGCCCCAACUUCGCCAUUUUAGGGAGCUAGGUGUUGAUGUUUACGCGCACCUUCAUGGAUCUCAAAAACCUACUGACAAGCUGUCCGCUAGGGCAGAAAUUUUUAAACUUAUAGGAUUCCGUGGUAACUCAAUCUACCGCCUCUGGAGUCCUACAACUGAUAAAAUAAUUGUCACCAGUGAUGUCGUUUUCCCUGCAAAGGAACCUACAACCUCGCAGGUUGACGCUAACCACACGACACCCGAACCUGCAAGUUCAGCGACUUAUCUCGUUGAUGAUACUACCGUUCCUGAAUUAGCUGACGCCGAAUGGGUAAGACCAGCGAAAGCGUUCGCCACCUACGUUCCUUCUCCCCUCACCGGUUCCGUUCCGAAAGGAUAUAAGGAUGCCGUUAGUAGACCUGGGGGGGUUGGCGAAUAUUGGCAGAAAUCGAUGGAACGCGAGAUUGCAGAUUUGGAACGAAGGAACACUUGGACAAUGAUCCCACGUUCUGACGUCCCUUCUGGUGAGCCAGUGGCCCCCGGCCGCUGGGUUUAUGUCGAAAAAGAUCGCCCCCAGGAUCCCAACGCGGAUCCUGAUGGUAUAUUACGAAAAUCUCGAUGGGUAGUGUGCGGUAAUUGGUUAAAGAAAAGCGCACGCGAAGAAACAUACGCGCCCGUCGUUAAUGACGCUACUAAUCGCAUGAUGUUCGCGAUAGCAGCGAAGCGAGGUUGGACCUUGCGCCAGGUCGAUAUAGUGAUGGCCUACCUACACGGCCGACUUGGUAAAACGAUUUAUAUGCGGCAACCUACCGGAUUUGAGGUGGGGACUCCACACGCGAUGGUUUGCGCUGUCGGAGGCUCCCUAUACGGAUUAGACCCUGCUGCUAAGAUUUGGUACGAUUUCCUUACAGCAUUACUCCGCGAGAAUGGCUUCAAACCUAGCCCCUACGACCCUGCUCUAUGGCGCCACACGUCCCGCAGUCACCUUUAUAUGACAAUCUACGUGGACGACCUUCAUAUUAUAGCAGAGGAUCCGGCAGAUGCCGAUUGGCUAGUUGACACCCUCGCCAAUAAAUUAGAAAUAAAGGAUUUAAAAGAACCUUCAAAAUACUUAGGCAUGGAGGUUGAACGUCGCCCUGAUGGUGCUAUAAAAUUGACAUUGAGACGCUAUAUCGAUCGUUUAGUGCAAGAUUUCCGCCUAGAUGACGCCGUCCCUGUCCCUACGCCAAUACUUGAAGGGUUGAAGAUAGACGAUACCCCUGUGUCAGAACGAGAAGGAGGGUUCACCAAAAAGCGAUACCAACACGGAGUAGGGUGCUUGCAGUAUCUGGCAGUCAAAUUACGCCCAGAUAUUGCGCGAGCAGCAUCCCUACUAGCGCAGAAGAAUACUGCGCCUACACCUAAGGCGUGGAGGGCUCUCCUCCGCGUCAUACAAUAUCUAAAAGGAACGAGCGACCUUGGCAUCUUAUACGAAGGCCCCAAGAACGAGAUCGAUGAAUUCCCCAACGCGUCAUAUCUGCCGAUAGGUUAUACAGAUUCGGACCGUUGA